Trichobilharzia regenti is the source of this 3633-nucleotide messenger RNA. The record is from the annotation of a GenBank genome assembly. NCBI's taxonomy places the organism in Eukaryota, Metazoa, Platyhelminthes, Trematoda, Strigeidida, Schistosomatidae.
GACUCUUGAAAUUAUGCAAAAAAAUAAAAAACAAAACAUGUAGUAAUUUUACUAAUAAUUAUAAUGAAUCAUUCUCCUAUUAAUUACAUCUUAACAAUUUCUAUGAUAAAAACGGAUUAAAUCAAAUUAUCAUGUGAGUAAUGCUCAAAGUUGCAUUGAACAAUUUGUUUGGAUAUUAUGUGAAAAAAGGAUUCAUUUAAAAUCAAAGGUGCAUACCUUAUUACAUUACAUUAUUUGUCCAAGCGAACAUUCAUAACACCAUUCUGAGGGAAGAAGUAUAAAUAUUUCAAUUUCAACUGAUUUAUUCAUGUCAAUGAGGGGUACUAACCCCGUUACAACUAACAUUAAUACUACAAUUACUAAUAAUACUUUUGACAAUGACACAAGAAAUAAUACCACGUUAAAUGAUCAUUUAUUACACUUAGAUCGACGUUAUUGGUGUCUAUGCCUAAUGAUAUUUUCGAUAGCCACCUUGUUUGGAAAUUCUCUAGUUGUACUCAGUGUGAUACGAGAACGUUCAUUGAGAAAUGCAACAAAUUGGUUUAUUGUCAGCUUAGCUAUUGCUGAUAUCAGUUUAGCUAUAUUGGUUAUGCCAUUAGCUACAUGGUUAGAGGUUGUCAAUGGUUAUUGGGUAUUUGGAACAAUUAUCUGUGAUAUAUUCAUUAUGUUCGAUGUAUUAUUUUGUACAGCAUCAAUUCUCAAUUUAGUCGCCAUCUGUCUAGACAGGUAUUUAGCUGUUACAAAACCAAUUGUUUAUGCAAAGCAUAAUAAUAUGCGUAGAGUUCAAAUUUCUAUCGCUUUAGUAUGGAUAGUAUCCUUUUUAAUAGCUAUUCCACUAGUAUGCGGUUUAAAUAUUAAUACAUAUAAUGAUCCAACAAUAUGUCAAUCAUUUAAUGCUCUUUACAUUAUAUGUUCAUCAUUAGGCUCAUUUUAUUUACCAGCUAUAAUACUAAUUGUUGUAUAUCAACGUAUAUUUGCAUUAAUUAAACAACGACAUAAGUCAUUACGUUUAACACAAACAUCAAUACAUCAUCCACAACAAGCGACACCAACACCAUCACAUCACCAACAGAACAAAUCACAAUUUAGACAACAUCAGCAACAACCUAGACAACAAUCUUCAUUAAAACAACCUCAAGAAUUAGAACAAUUCGACAAACAAUUCAAUGACUCUUCAACCAUUCAAUUAUCUGAUAUUACAAGUUCAAACAAAGAACAAAAUAAUUUAAAAAUAAAAGAUAAAAUUCACAGUAAAAAUAAUUCAGAUCAGGAAAUUAUUCUUUUGGAGAAUAAAUACCCCACAUUAACAACACCAACAACAACGGCAACAACUAUGAUUACACCUACUGGAAUAGACAAAAAAGAUCCUUUACACUUGAUUACAAAUGAUUAUAAUUGUAUAAUAAGUUCAUUUACACAAUCAGAUCAUGAAUUCAUCGAGGAAGAAAAAUACCACGAAGAAGAAGAAGGCAUAAAUGAAAAUCUAUUUGAUGAUAUCCAUUUUGAAGGACCACGUUUAGAUAUACCAUCACCAAAUUUAAAUUAUAAUUUAGAUCGAUACAUUUUACCUUGUAAUCAGACUACCUCUAUUGAUUAUUUAAAAGUAACCAAUCAGAAUUCAGUCCCAAUAACGUUAGCAGCUACGACAACCUUGAGCAGUGUAGAUAAUCGAUACAAUGAUUCGCUUAUUCUACCUGAAAGAAUAGAUUUAAAAAUUUUAAAAUCAUUUGACUCCCCAAAAUAUAUAAGAUGUAGCUCAAGUCGAUCAUCAGCCUCAGCCUCAUCAUUAUGUUCACCAUUUGCAAUAGAAGAUUACAACGAAAUCACUUUCACAUGUUGUCAUCUUGAACAUUAUGACAGUGUGUCGACUCAAAAUACACCUUCAAGGUCAUCUGUAGGUAAAGAAUGCAUUGUAGAACAUGGUGAGGUAAAAGAUCACCCGGAGGAAGAGCAAAGUUUACCCAAUCUUACUGUACAUAUGCCAACAGACAAUUCUCAAUUAUCAGUUCAAACACUGAAUACCCCGUGUUCAAUGAUUCAAUGUAGUGCAAAUUAUAAUAAUAAUAUUAAUAAUAAUAAUAACCUUUCAAAUCUACAUAGAUCAUCAUGUCAACAUCAAAUUCCUUUUAAAUCAUCAAAUAUUAUAAAUUUAUUUACACUCCCAAGAAUUAAAACUUGUUUAAAUUGUACAGAUACUCGCAGCAGUUCAAUAUCAUCAAGUGAUGUAGAAUAUUCUUGGCCACAGAUUAGUGAAUGUAUUAGACAAAGUUCAGGAGAUGAUGUACAGGUUGCAAAUGAUUCCGCUGAGAAUUAUCUAUGCACAACAACAAUAAUUGAUAGUGACACUGAAGAAGACGAUUAUGUUGACGACGAAGAGGAAGAUUAUGAUGAAGAUAUUGAUGAAGGAUUAUUAUUCACGGAUGAAAAUACUACUAUUUGUGAACUUUGUCAAAAUGAAAUCAGCUCAAAGUCGUUUUGUAUAUAUAUGUCUAAUGAAUUAUGUAAUUGUAUUGAUUAUCGCAAUGAAUCGAUUGUAUUUCAGUAUAGAUGUCAACCAAAUGAAAAUUUCUGUCAACAAUACACUAAUCAUACACCAAAUGGAGAUGUUUAUAAAACUGAUAUUAAUCAUCAUAACAAUAUUUGUCCUACUAGAUCAGUUAAAGUAAAACAGAUUAAAUCAAAUUUAUCACAAAAAAAGAAAUUUAAUUUUCAUAUUGAAUUUUGUAAAUAUUUAUCAUUAUUCAAUGAUAAAUUUAAACAAGGCAAUCAGAUAAUUGCGCGAAAUUUAAAUCGAGCGCGUAAAUCGAAUUGUUUUAAAUCACAACAUUUAAACAAGCAGUAUAAUAAUAAUAUUAACAACAACAGUAGUCAAAAAAUUCUAAAUACUUCAAACAAAAGUUCUCGAGCUAAUUUCAGUAGUAUAAAAAUGGAUAAUCAGAAAACAGAUUUUCUUACUAUCGAUCCAUCACCAACGUCUCCAGUGGAUUUAGAUUCAUGCAGUGGUAAAUCUACACGGAAACAAUGUCAUAAUAAUAGUCCAAAAUAUACUUCAACGAGAAAUAAGAAUGUUCUAUCACAUAAAGAGAAAAAAGCAACGAAAACAUUGGCUAUUGUUUUAGGUGUCUUUCUUGCCUGUUGGUUACCAUUUUUUUCAAUCAAUGUCAGCCUUGGAUUAUGUAUCUACCUUGGACCAGAUCAAUAUGGGUUUUGUGAAAUGGCUGGUAGUUUGAUGUCUUCAUGUACAUGGCUUGGUUAUGUGAAUUCAGCACUGAAUCCAGUCAUUUAUACAAUAUUCAAUUUGGAAUUUCGUAAUGCAUUUAAAAAACUUUUACAUAUCAAUUAGAAAAAAAAACACAAACAAAGGGGCGGAGAAAAAACAGCACUCUUUGAGGCGGAGAACAAUAAAGGAGAGGAUAUUGAGAACUGUGAAAUCAAUAUAUAACAAAACAAUGAUAUUAUAUAUAUAUAUAUACAUAAUGAAUGAUCAAGAAAUCACAGGGAUCCUAAAUAACUAACUAACUAACUCACUUACUCACUCACUCACUCACUAAUGAAUUAACUAACUAACUAACUAAAUAAUUAAUUGAUUACCUAACAGAUUCCUGUAUUUUUUACUUAUAAUGUAUAAGAAAC